AUGUGGAAGUGUGCAUCUAAAUGCGUAAUAGCAACCUUUAAUAAAAAUUUCUCAUUUCGUGGUAAUAAUAAUAAUAAUAUUAUCCUACCUAAUAAAUUAUCCGAUGAUAAUAAACAAUGUUCCCUAUUGAAAUUCACUCCCAUAAUCAUCGAAAGGUUCAAUAGAUAUUACGGUUGGUAUAAAUGUGGUAAAUAUUCAAAGGGAAAUAAAGGAAAACACGGUCCGAAAGAAAAAAAGAAAACAUUUUUAGGAAAUUUUGAUAAUAACGUAUUCGACGCUUUAACUUGGAGCAGCGUUUUUGCUUUGGGUUAUUAUUUUUUACAACCGUUUAAAAAAAAAUCAUUAACAAAUGGUCUUACUAAUUAUUCAUUCGAUAAUGAUUACAAUGAUUCUUCUCUAUCCGGAUACAAAGCAACACUUCAUCAUUUGAUUUUUUCAUCAAUUCAACUCAAACCAUUCAAUUAUGUUUUACCUGAACUUGAUAAUUCCGAUAGGUUAACAAUUGAUAAUGAUAAUAAAUCGAAUAAAAAAAAUAAAUUUUCACAUGAUAAAAAACAAUCAACUGGUGAGGAUUUGAACGUUUUGGAAAAAGCUCAUCGAAAAGUUAUCGGAACUAUAAACAAUUGGUUGGGUUUACAACACAUGGAAUGUGGUAACUUUAAACAAGCUCUGGAAUUUUUCAUACAAUCUGCAGAUGAAGAAAAUCCAUCCGGAACGUUCAAUUUGGGAAUAUGUCACGAAAGGGGUUUGGGUACUAGUCAAAAUUAUAAAAAAGCAGCUUCUCUGUAUCAGAGAGCGACUGAUCUCGGUCAUGCUUCCGCCAUGUAUAAUUUAGGCGUAUUUUACGCUCGUGGUUUGGGUGGAUUCGAACCUGACGUGGAUCGUGCGAGACAACUUUUCAAAUCUGCUGCACGAUUGGGUCAAAAAGAAGCCGUUAAAGCUUUAAUACUAGAAAAAGAAUCAAUACAAAAAUCAAACGAUGAUGGUGCUAACGAUGAUGCUAAUGAUAACGAUUCGAAAUCCGUUAAGGAUGAAAAUCUACAAUCACAUUUCCGGUUUCCCUCAUCUAACUCUACCGGAAAUCCUCUCAAUUCGACCGUUGAAAAUCUUUUGACUGAUUUAAAUGUAAAAACCGAAGAAAGGGAAAAUUCAUUUGUUUGCCGCCAUGAUGAAUUCACGUCGGAUUCGUCGUCUUACGACAACAACGACAGCGGAAUAUUAGAUUUGUCCCCUCAAUCCGAACCUGAAUCUUUAUUCGUUUGA
This is a messenger RNA of Pediculus humanus corporis (human body louse), 1263 nucleotides long. RefSeq lists its product as uncharacterized. NCBI's taxonomy places the organism in Eukaryota, Metazoa, Arthropoda, Insecta, Psocodea, Pediculidae. The record is from RefSeq and is a predicted model, not a curated record. Gene Ontology annotation, molecular function: protein binding. The transcript is spliced from 4 exons. The coding region runs from base 1 to 1263 and encodes 420 amino acids.